This is a messenger RNA of Larimichthys crocea (large yellow croaker), 3016 nucleotides long. It is a transcript of the gene mpp2b, whose product is annotated as MAGUK p55 scaffold protein 2b. The record is from RefSeq and is a predicted model, not a curated record. The coding region runs from base 486 to 2129 and encodes 547 amino acids. Lineage: Eukaryota; Metazoa; Chordata; Actinopteri; Sciaenidae. Gene Ontology annotation, molecular function: protein binding. The transcript is spliced from 13 exons.
GUAUCUUAUUGCUGCUCCUCUACGGGGUUCAUAUCGACGGCAGCGAACACGCUUCAACUUCACACCCGGGUACCACAGCAAAAAAAAAAAAAAGAUAGAGAGAGAGAGAGAGAAAAGACGCAUUUGUUAUCAUAAAAACCUUCCAAGACAUCCUUUGGUUAACAGGACCAGUGCUAACAUAGCAAGUCAACUGGCUUUAAAUCAAUGGCGUUAUUUGUAAGAGCGCGGGAGCCGUUUUAGGUAAGGUCUCGUUAAAGAUAGCAGUUUGUGGGGGUUGUGUUGGCUUCGGUCUUGUUAAAGUGACUGCACAGAUUAAACAAAACCUGCCGCCGUGCUUCAACAACUGCGAGCAGACCAGACCGGUGGAGAUAUUUCAAACCUCUCGCUGCAUCUCUCACCGAGGAGGCAUCCGGAUAAAAGGUGACCAGGCGGGCAGUUGACCUGACAAGUUUUGUGGAGGAUACUGGGAGGAACUAAUUUUCAAAAUGCCUGUGGCGACAUCCAGCUCCGACUCCGCCAUGCAUCAGGCCCUGGACACACUGAGUGACAGCACAAGCUCCACAACUGCCAAUGACCUGGACCUCAUUUUUCUCAAAGGCAUCAUGGAGAGCCCAGUGGCUCACGAGCAGUUUGAGGAACCCAAGCUCGAGGCGGUGAGGGAGAACAAUGUGGAGCUGGUCCAGGACAUCCUCAAGGAGCUCGGCCCGCUCUCACACAGAAGCCAGGCAGCCGAUGAACUGGUCCGCAUAUUGAAGGAGCCGCACUUCCAGUCCCUCCUAGAGACCCAUGAUUCUGUGGCAUCCAAAAACUAUGAGACCCCUCCUCCCAGCCCCUGUUCCUUUAUGGACGCAGCCCUGAAUAACCAGCCUGUUCCCCCAGACGCAGUUAGGAUGGUGGGAAUCCGUAAGGUGUCUGGCGAGCAUCUGGGAGUAACUUUUCGAGUGGAGAGCGGCGAGCUGGUGAUCGCCAGGAUUCUCCACGGUGGCAUGAUUGACCAGCAAGGUCUACUCCAUGUGGGUGACAUCAUCAAGGAGGUGAACGGCAAAGAGGUGGGGAACGACCCCAAAGUGCUCCAGGAGAUGCUGAAGGAGGCGAGCGGCAGUGUGGUGCUUAAGAUCCUGCCCAGCUACCAGGAGCCACACACAGCAAGACAGGCGUUUGUAAAGUGUCACUUUGACUACGACCCAUCCCAUGAUAACCUGAUUCCCUGUAAGGAAGCGGGGCUUAGCUUCAGCAGCGGAGACAUCUUGCAGAUUUUCAACCAGGAGGAUCUCAACUGGUGGCAGGCCUGUCACAUAGAGGGAGGCAGUGCAGGCCUAAUUCCCAGCCAGUUACUAGAGGAGAAGAGGAAAGCGUUUGUGAAGAGAGAUCUGGAGCUGGCUACCACAGGUCCUUUAUGUGCUGGAAUGGGUGGGAAGAAGAAAAAAAAGAUGAUGUAUUUAACUACCAAAAAUGCAGAAUUUGAUCGCCACGAGCUGCGGAUAUAUGAAGAGGUUGCUAAGGUCCCACCCUUCAGGAGGAAGACACUGGUUCUGAUUGGUGCGCAGGGGGUCGGCCGUCGCAGUUUGAAAAACAAGCUGCUGGUGUCGGAUCCUCAGCGGUAUGGCACCACCAUUCCCUUCACCUCCAGAAAACCAAAGGUGGAUGAGAGGGAUGGCCAGAUGUACUCCUUCAUGACCCGCAGCGAAAUGGAGUGUGACAUCAAAAAUGCCCGUUUCUUGGAGCACGGCGAAUAUGAUGGGAACCUGUAUGGCACUAAGAUCAACUCUAUACACGAGGUGAUAGAAACAGGAAAGAUCUGCAUCCUGGACGUCAACCCACAGGCUCUUAAAAUCCUGCGGACUUCAGAGUUCCUGCCCUAUGUUGUGUUCAUUGAAGCUCCUGAUUUUGAGGUUCUCAAAGCUAUGAAUAGAUCAGCAAUUGAGUCUGGAGUGGUUACAAAACAGUUAACGGACUCUGAACUAAAGAGGACGGUGGACGAGAGCGAGCGCAUUAAGCGGGCCUAUGGACAUUACUUUGACCUCUGCAUCAUAAACGACGGCCUGGAAGCAGCAUUCCGAAGUCUACGGUUGGCGCUGGAGAAACUGUCAACGGAGCAGCAGUGGGUGCCCGUCAGCUGGGUCUUCUGAAAGUCACCAAAGGCUCACCCGCCUCAGGUCGGAGGACGAUUUAACAUUGGUAGCUCCAGGAGGGGCUCCAUGCAGUCAUUGGUGGUGAAGGUCGGUGAAGGGCCAAGCGUCAUGAAUGACCAGCUUCAUGUAGAGCGUUUUUGUACAAACUUAGUGUUCCUCUGUUGAGCCUAAUGUCAAGUUGUAUUUUAUUUGUCCGAAUUGGAAUCCUUUUACUGAUAUUUGCUGAGAAGGAUUUAGAGUUGAUUACGAGGUUUAGUGCAAUAGUGUGAGUGAGUGUGUGUAUGUUAUCAUAAACGUGGAAAUAGACUUAGAGUAAAGAAUACGUUUGCAGCUAACAGUGCUCAGUUCAAGGUUUUUGUUGAAGGAUAUUAAACUUUUUAGCCUUUCCUACUUUAUGUAGUGUAAUGUUUACAUUGGAUUGGUAGGACAGACUGGUGAAGGAAAGAUACCAAAUGUCACAUUUGUAUUAAAUUCUCUAUAUUUUACCAUUUGAUUAUACAGUAUGAUUGUAUGUGUUCAGAAACGUGCUUUAUCUUGUCUGUCUCCACUAAUUUGAAAAAUGAACAGCAAUAGACGAUUGAAACAGAAACAUAUACAUGCAAUACAUUUACUCACACACAGAUGAACACACACUGAUAUACUGUAUAUGUAAACACAGUGAGAGCAGCUUUUGUUGAGACAUUUUGCAUUAAUCUUGAAGUCUCAAUUUGGUUUGUUUCAUUUUUUAAUGUUGAUUACAUUGUACAUUUGUUGUGUUAUGCCGGUAAAUCGUCUGGUUUAAGAUGAUCCAGCUAAUAGAUCACAGUGCCCGACUAUUGCCUGCUUGAUUCUGUUGGAGUUGUAUUUGUAGCACUGAGAACACUUAAACCCUCAAAGAAAAAAAA